Molecule: messenger RNA, 643 nt
Organism: Rhopalosiphum maidis (corn leaf aphid)
Lineage: Eukaryota; Metazoa; Arthropoda; Insecta; Hemiptera; Aphididae
Exons: 3
Coding region: 260-643 (127 amino acids)
Source: RefSeq, a predicted model, not a curated record
AAAGUGGACCAAAUAAUGCUCAAUCCACCUUUCAAAUGAUAUUAAUAUAUUUUAAUAUAAUGUUUUCGCAUAAUUAUUAUUUAUAAUUUAUUACAGUUGUUCAUAAACUACUUGUCCACGAGUACAACGUAAGUAUUACGUGACUCGUCAAAAUAACUAAAUUCGAAUUAUUUCGCAACUGGAUAUUCCUCACGGGUAUAACUAUUAUCGGUGUCAGAAUAAAUUCUAAUUCACAUCACUCAACUAUGGUAUUCGCUAAAUGGAACAGCCCAGUGUUUCAAGCAGAUCCUAUCAGCUGCUAGAUAUGUCGGACUCCGGCAGCAGUUCGUCAGCACACAUUCCGCCAUUGAUAUUGACUUCGCCGAGGAAAAAGAGAUAUAGGAAGUUUGGCAACAGUAGAGACAAGUUUGUUGAAAAAGUGACGUUUGAAAAAUGUCGUUUGCAGUCACGCACAGUAUGUGUGUUUUUUGUUCUAUCUGUUCUCAUUGUCUGGCUGCUGACAAUGAGUUGGUUCAUCAAUGCUUUACAAAACGAAUUGGACAAAUUCAACCAUACCUAUUAUUACAAGGAUGUCCAAAACAAAGCUUGCGAGUUGCAUGCUGCUCUUGAGCCAGUCUCAUACGGCUCUUCACAUCAAGCUUAA